UGAGUUCUCUCGCGGCGCGCCGCAGUCCGCGCGAGGAGCCUCCGUGUGUUGUACUCCCUCACCGUCGCGUCCUUAACCACGUUCCUCACCAUUGUUUAUUGUCCCACGCGUGCUCUCAGUAAAGCCUCUACAGCUGUUCCGUCGCAACCCAUCACUGGGCUUGAAUGUAAAUGUGUGUUUUAAAAUAAAAAUAAUAUGUUUUGAGUGUUGUUUUGUGAGUGCUGUGAGUUUAAAUGGAGGGCCCGACCGGUCCCUGAAGUCGGGAGUGCAGUGCGCGCGCCUUCGCUGAGUCUGUCUGAGUUUAGCUCGGCCAUGGCGGCGACGGCUCGUCGCGAGAUAGACACCGGCGAGGAGGAUAUCGCGGCUAUAGCCAGGCAGAUAUCCGACCAUGCCGAGGCUAUCUAUCAGACGUGGAAAGCGCGCGGCUUGGCGCCUUCUGAGAUCCUCUCUUGCAGACCUACAUCCGGCAUCAAGCUGACCGACAACCUACGGACCAAACCCAAACCAGAACCUAAGCCAGACCUGAAGCAAAGACCAGAACUCAGACGGGAUCAUCGCCCGGAUCCUACUCGUGAGAGGGCGAGGAGGGAACUGAGACAAGAGCAAAGAUCCGAACCUGAUGGCGAAAUUAUGGAUAUCACUUUGCCUCCAGAUUUAGUGCCUGAACGCAAUGGAACAGGAACGACUUUAGUUGGAGGUAGGCGCGCUGAUGCCGCUGCCAUGAGAUUAGAAGUAGCGCGCGAGGAGGAAAGAUUGUUGAGAGCUCUUCGUACAGGGGGAGUUGUUGCAGAACGUCCUGCAGAGAGACCAGACGUGGUUCCGCCGGUCUCUCUCGUUGAUUACGCAAAGAGCCGCUAUCAGGAUAAACUGGAAACCGGUGCGAGGAAGCCGGCUGCAGGGGCUGGAGGAGAGAGACGUGCCUCGCUUGGUUCUCACGUGACCGAAGCUCGAUCCAAGUUCGAAGCUCGCGCUCGCAGGGCCUCCAGCGCCGGCACCGGUGAGCCGGUCUCCGCUGCGGGCACGACGCCCGUGCGACCGUUCCUCACGAGAGGAUCUGUUGCUGAACGCGUGCUCAUGUUCGAGAAAUGCCCCAGCGAGGCUACUCUAGAGCUCGCCAAGAGGAAAUCUCCAGCAGCAACGACAUGGCGGGGACCGCACGACGUCAUCAAUAGAGCACAGGUCAGCAUCGAUAAAUGUCUCCCGAGCUACGCCGCCUCCGCACCUAUAAAGCCCUCUUCAGCACCUCCGCAUACAACGCUACAGCGGACAGUACGGGGCGCUGCCAACAGUGGCGCUCCGGCCAGAGUCAUACCUCGCUUCCACUUCCCCAAAGGUCGGCCGCCCGCCCCGCACCAGCAGGACCACGCUCUUCACAAAGUCCAGUCAGCAUUCGCAACGUUCCCUAAUAGUCAGGUACCUCGUGAGAGUUUCAAGCACAUCGUGAAAGCAUGCGAAUGUCCGCUGUACUGGAAAAUGCCUUUGUUUCUGGCCACUCAACAGAAUCUACACCUCCCUAUCGACGGACACAAAUUCAUUGACUUCUGGAGAGAAAUGACGUCACAGUGUCACGAUCAGGCGUCGCGGUUCGUGUACAUUUUGACGCGAGGGAAGAGCAGCAUUCUAACUCCAGAAGAUUUUGUUCCUCUCGUCCAAGACGUUGUGGACACUCACCCUGGACUCUCGUUUUUGAAGGAAGCCACCGAGUUUCACUCCAGAUACGUGCACACUGUGAUCGCUAGGAUAUUCUACUGUGUGAAUAGAUCGUGGUCGGGAAGAAUAUCGAUUCCGGAGCUGAGAAGAUCGAAUUUACUACAAAUCAUUCAAUUGUUAGAAGACGAGGAGGACAUAAAUCAAGUCACGCAAUAUUUUAGUUACGAACACUUUUACGUGAUUUACUGCAAGUUCUGGGAGUUGGAUCGGGAUCACGACUUAUUCAUAGACAGGCACGAUCUCGCGAGGCACAAUGAUCACGCGCUAUCGAGUCGAAUGAUAGAACGGGUGCUGUCUGGAUGCGUAACUCGAGGUAACCAAAACCGUCUGACCCCUGACGGAGAACCCCGCAUGUCCUACACGGAGUUCGUGUGGUUCCUACUCGCCGAAGAGGAUAAAACUCAUCCAACUGCCAUCGAAUACUGGUUCAGAUGCAUGGACAUUGACGGCGAUGGGUACAUAUCAAUGUACGAACUCGAAUACUUCUACGAGGAACAGAUGCAGCGGAUGGAAGCUAUUGGCAUAGAAACUCUGCCAUUCAACGACUGCUUAUGUCAGAUGUUAGACAUGGUGCAUCCAGCCGAAACGGGAAAGAUAACGUUGAGCGACUUGAAGAAAUGCAAAUUAACCCCAAUAUUCUUCGAUACUUUCUUCAACUUGGAGAAGUACCUCGACCACGAACAAAGGGAUCCGUUCGCUACUCAAAGAGACUCCGAUUGCGAAAUGUCAGAAUGGGAUAGAUUCGCUGCUGAAGAAUACGAACUCCUUGUAGCCGAAGAAGGCGGAAGCGAGGCCCAAGAACAAAUGGAGGAAGACAGAACUGGCUAUGCUAGGCUCAUACGAUGAGACGGACGAAGACUGUUUGUCGCCCAAUAUGGAUGAUAUAACGAAUACUGAAGUGGUGGAGGAUUCGAGCGUGGAAGAGUCGACGCUGAGCGAAGGCGGCCCUCUCGCGCCCGGCUACGUGAACCUUAGCACCAUAUAUUCCCUCGGGACCGAACGGUGGAAACAACAGAACGCGACACUCAAUAACGGACUCGCCGAGAAGAGGCUCCCAGAGAAACCUGUCCCUCCAGAAAAACCAGUCAGUCUGAUGAUGGUCAACGGCAAGAUGGACAAUCGGUACUCCGGCUUCAGCAACAACAGCUUCCUCUACUCCCAGCUACUCGGGUCUAGUGGAGUGCGAACCAGAGACCCGCCUUCGUACAGCGUCGCAACCGGUGGACUUGAUGUGGAUACGAAGAACGCAGUGUCUCCGGUUCGGUCCCCCGCGACGAGCCCCGUCAAUGGCAUCAACAAGAUCUCCGAUAACUACGAGAGGGCGAUCGCAGAACGACUCAGUCCCCAACGAGACAUAUCGAGGGUGAACAGAAGCGGUCUCUUCAGUAAAGUGAAUACGGGCAUCGUCGCCAACAACGUGAAGAAGAAUAGCCCCCGCAGGGACGAGGAGGACGGCGACUACGCUCGCGACAGUGACGAGUGCUCGAUAUAGGAGCGGCGGACUGCAUCGUGCUGUCUCGCUCUGUAACGAUCCACCGACACCGUUCGCCGGUCGGUGUGCUGCGACGCCAAAGAUCGCCAUUUUCAAAACAUUUUGUAGUGUUAGCUUUUUAAAUGACUCUAUUGUUAUACGGUUGUUCGAUACAGAGAAAUAUUUUUUCAGCGUAUCCUAGUGGUCGAUACGUGCCUUGUGACAGUGUAGACUUUAGACGAUUGAUAGACAAGUAACUAGUAGUUUAGUGCGCGUCUUGUGAGUGUGACGUACGUCGAAAAAUGUUCUCGAACUACGACACAGACUAGUUUUGGCAUUUUAAUAGUAUUAAUACCUGUGUAUCAAUUUAUUUAAUACGUAUAUUUUAGUCUCAAAUUAACCAUAUCAAGCAACUGUUUUGUUUGCAUGUGAAUUAUUAAUGUGUGUUGUAGAUUUUUUCACGUACAUAUAUAUAUUACAUACCUAAUAAAUGUAACUGACGUAGAAUCUAUGAUUCAUAUUAUAGCCGCCAUUUUCCGUCGUGCUCUCGAUUGAUCAUAUCAUCGCUCCAUCCACAUUAUUAAUAUUUUAUUAUAAGACAAAAGAUACUAAUGUUGCCAGUCAUUAAUAAACGUUCGUCCAUUAAGCUUUAUUUAUUUAUUUGUCGUGACAAAAUCAGGCUAUUACAGAUAUGAAACUAUAAAAGUUGACGUAUUUUUGAUAUGCAAAUACAUUUCAAGAUGACUUAGUAAAUAUUUUCGAAAUGCCGCGUACUAAAUUUACAACAUGUAACCAAAGCGGUUUAACUUUGAAUGAAAAUCCGUAGGUAUCUAAAAACUGGAUCAUUAUGUGAAUAUAACAAUUAAGUAUAGCUAAUUAGGACAGAGUAGGAACGAUCGCCUUGAACUGAUCGUAAUUUCUUGAAAGCCUUGCCUAAGCCUGACGGUAAAAGUUUGUGAGGUUUAAAUUUUUGAGAUUUAAUAAAAAAAAAAUGAUUUCUCUUGGAGCGCCUCGUAAAUAAGUUGCCAUUUCAUAUUGGCGUCAAUGAAGCAGCUUGCACUGUAUUGUAAAGGAUCUAUAAAUGAUCGUGUGAUUUCGUCAGGCGUGACCGUCGUCCCCACUCACAAUACCAAAUACAUUCAUUAACUGUUUACUAGAAAUGUUAUAAUAUAAAUUUGUUAAAGCUAAUAGUUCGUAAAUUUCAGGCCUCACUUUGAAAUACGGUUGCUGGAAUUUUAGGCAGUAAAUCGAUCCCAAGUUUUUCUUUUUGAAAGAAAUAAACAUGACAUAAUUAUGCGACGUAUAUUCUAUAAUAUCUUAUGUUAUGUCAAAUCUAUACAUUGAUUUAUUAUAGAUUACACACAUAGCUACAAAUGAAGUCUUAAAAUCGGUCAAUUUUUUAUCUGGUGUUCAAUGGAGCUCAUAGAUAUUUGAAUGUGAAUGCCGUCAUCCACCUUGAGACAUGAGGUCGAAAACCACCCUUCAAGUCCGAACUCAUGACUGUUGAUAUGAUACCUACUAUUGCCCGCUCACAAUACGCUUUAACCACUGCAAAUGACAAGAACGGUGUUACUUAUUCUCCGGUAAAUCCUUUAUUUGCUUUUUACGACGCCCCCGCGAAGAGAUGUGGUAGUGGAUUUGAGUGCCACAAUCAAAGUGCGGCAUUCAUCACGUACCGUUUAUGUAAUUAUUAUACUGGACUUACUACUUUACUUGUUUCGGUUUGAAGGGUGGGGCAGCCGUUGUAACUAUACUGAGAUCUUAGAACUUAUAUCUCUAAGUGGUGGGUGGUGCAUUUACGUUGUAGAUGUCUAUGGGCUCCAGUAACCACUUAACACCAGUUGGGCUGUGAGCUCGUCCACCCACCUAAGCAAUAAAAAAAAAUACUACUAGACUUUAUGUCGGUAGCUAAAGCUAGACUUUGGAUAGAAAAACUUUGAAUUGUCUGAUAGAAUUUCAAAUUCUGGACCAUAUCUAAACGAAUCGUAAUUAAUUACAUGUACUAAAUGAUAAUAAUAAUAUUCGGUGUAUUUAAAUUGGAUUUACAUGGCACGUUUUUUGGUGUUUACUUAAAAACCAUUUAUUUAGCACGAAUUUACACAUUCAAAAAAUGAUAUGAUAAAUUUCUAGUAAUUAGUGAAAUCUUAGAAGACAUAGUGAAUCUGUAUUUCAAGCUUCUGUAUAAUAUUAGGAAAUAUUUUCUUGCAGUAAAAGCUGACGGAACUUUUCUAGUGUAUUUUCAUCAUUCACAAUUUUCCUUUUUUGUUUAUCAAAUAUUUGUUUUUCACACAGAUAUAUGUACGAAUAUCAUUUAUGAAGCGACAAACAAACAUCUUAACGGCCUUAACCAAUAGCAGAUUUAUGCUUGUAUUCUUGACUAGGUGGCCGCCAAUCUAUCUCUGCAAUUCUCAAGCAAAGAACUAAUUUUAAUAUCAUAUAGAUAAAUAAUUUACUUUGGAUACUAUAACGAGAAAUGUUUUAUAAGCUUUCACUGAAGGUUUUACUAGGUUAUAAUAAUACAAUAAUUCGAUAUUCUAGUCUUCAGGUGCUGUUACGAGCCUAUGGGCGCAACAAUAGUCUUUGAAAUGUCAAAUCGACCAAAGAACGAGUUUGAAAUUGACAGUUUUUUUUUAUGUUUCAAAAUAUGUCGCAUUCUGUGGUGGACAGCUUUUAUUUUAGUCUUUUUUUAGCAUACAUUUCAUUUAUAUUUUUACCAAGUCUACCUAUUUUAAUGGUUAAUUACGUACCUACCUACCAUAUUAUUUUUAGAAGUAAUUUUAAUUUUUGGGCUUGUGCGCACUCACUAACGCACUCCGAAUCAAACUUUUUCUUAAAUUCCCAUUAUUAAAGAGCCACAAAGUUGCAUUAUGCAGAUUUUGGAAGCAACUUAAUUUAAACACGUAAUGUCCAAAAAAUCGAGGGUGUGUGACAACCUUCGAUCAACAAUAGUAACUACUUGUUGAUCGAAGGUGACAACCCUCUCGUACCGUUGGCAGAUAUCUCGAAUUAUGUCUGAAGAAUCGUUAUCACACAAGUUCUCUUCCAUAACAAAAUCAAUCAGGAAGUGUGACCUUAUUUGAGACAGCCUAAAUAUAAAAAAAUCACUAAUCGCGUUAACAUUUCAAUUUACCUCUUCAUGUUUACAUUUAAUUAUGUGUCGACAUAAAAUUUAUUGACUAACCUUACCAAUCAUUAACCAAAAAUAUUGUUGAAAUUGUUUGACAAAUUUUAUGAAUAUGUGUUACGAUGUUGUUUAAAAGUAUGUUUCAUUAUUAUUACUUAGAAUUUUUUACGUGCUAAAAUCGGUUCAAUGAACUGUAAAAUUGAAUUAUUUUAAUUAAAUUAGAAAGAAUACGUACACUACAACUUUGUACAUACCGAUAUUAUAAACUUAUUAUAUUUCGUGUUUCGGUAGAGUUUUGUUUUUUAAUUAAUUCCUUAAGUAUUCAAAAUUUAGAAAGUAGACAGGUUUGUUAUAUGUAUUAAAAAACAAUAAGUAAACAUUUUACGAUUAUAAUACAAAAGUAGGCACGUACACGUAAGUACGUUCAUGAUGAUUUUAUAUUAAAAGUAAGUACCUUAUCCUUAUUGGGUACUAGCUUUUAAUUUUAAUCUCUUAGUUAUAGUCUUAAAUGCAUUAUAAUUUUAUGGAAUUAAGCCCCAGUAAUACACUUAAUGUAAUGUGGUUUUUAUUUUGUAUUCAGUUUCAAUAAAAUCGUAAUCCACUUAUUUGAAUGUAAAGCUAAGUUUAUUAUUGAAUGCUUUAACGCAUUAAGUUUACUUAAGGACAAAUUGACAAAAGUAUUGAAUAAUUUAAAUUAGUUAUAUUCGAAGCAACUAAAACAAAAUAACAUCAAUUGGUUGAAUUAGAAAAUUUUCAUAUGUAUUUGUGAUUUAAAUUAAUUAUGACGUCAUCAUCGCCACGCUCACUGCUAAAAUGUCAUAUUUAUAAAAUAUGUAAAUUCAUAAUGAAUGCUGUAACUGUAUCUGCAACAUUGCGCGUAAUCAAUUUGGACACAGAGACGAAAAACCUAUCCCAUGCCCCGAGCCGGACCUUCCACUUCCCGCCAAAAUAGGAUUCGGUGACUAGAUACCGCAUUUACUAAUAGUCUAUCCACUUAUCUACGUCUGCAGAUACAUCUCGUCUGCUCAUACAAAAACAUAAUUAUUAAAAUAUAAUAUACAUUUCAAUUCGAAAUUUCAAUUUUUUAAUUUUCAUACAAUAUUAACAAUUGAUAAAGCAGGUGAUACACGACACCUAACCUCAACAUUUAGGUAAUAAUAAAGUUUUUUACGUAAUUUAGCGAUGAAGUAGGUAACGGUGUGUUAACAUGUGAAUUUAAGGUGACAAACAUAUAGUUAAGUCUCCUAAUAAACUACAUCAUUGUA
Messenger RNA from Bombyx mori (domestic silkworm), 7570 nucleotides. RefSeq names its product serine/threonine-protein phosphatase 2A regulatory subunit B'' subunit delta. Gene Ontology annotation, biological process: protein dephosphorylation. Gene Ontology annotation, cellular component: protein phosphatase type 2A complex. Gene Ontology annotation, molecular function: calcium ion binding; protein phosphatase regulator activity. The record is from RefSeq and is a predicted model, not a curated record. NCBI's taxonomy places the organism in Eukaryota, Metazoa, Arthropoda, Insecta, Lepidoptera, Bombycidae. The transcript has 13 exons. The coding region runs from base 313 to 2556 and encodes 747 amino acids.